AUGGAUGAUUUUCGAAUCGAGUAUGAUGCUCCGAACUCUGUUUAUUUCCCUGGCCAACCUGUGACCGGAAAAGUGGUUAUUCAGAAUAGAGAGUGGAUCAAAGCGAGAUUUUUGAAAAUUUGCAUUCAUGGAGGUGCCCAUACAAGUUGGAGUGAAAGUGAGCGCAGAUAUCGGACAGACGCUAGAGGAAACCGUGAGAGUUAUACGGAGAGUGUACAUUACGCCGCUACUGUGAACUACCUCACUGGAGAGUCUAUUGCAUGGAAGUCUGCAGAUGGACAGGACCGCCUACCAGCUGGAACCAAUGUAUUUCCGUUCGCCUUCGCUAUGCCAGUAAAUUGUCCACCAAGUUACGAGGGAUGUCAUGGCCACAUUCGGUACUCGGUCCAUGUUGAGUUGGAUAGACCAUGGAAGUUUAAUAAGAAGUCUAGAAAAUGUUUUUCAGUGGUCCCUAUGUAUGAUUUGAACAUCACACCAACUGCCAUCAAUCCUAUGGUGAACUCUACAUCCAAAAACACUGGAUUCAUUCUUAAAAAAGGAUUGGUCUCUAUGACGGUUAGCCUCCCAAAACGUGGCUAUGUUGCUGGUGAAAUUCUCCCAAUCACCAUCAACAUUGAAAACAACUCCAAGUCUCCAGUAGUAGCCGUCAGAUCCAAAAUGACCCAAUUAUCUCAUUUUCAUGCUAGCCAUGGAAGUGCGAUGAAUGUCACACACCAUACUCAUCACAAAAACGACGAAAAAUGUGUGGCAGAGUCUAGAAGAAACUUUGAUGUGGCCCCUCACUCCCGCGGUCAAGUUGUUCUAUCAAUGAAGAUUCCAGCUAUUGUUCCAUCCUUCACUUGUCCAAUUAUUGAUGUGGAUUACUGCAUUUCCGUUAAACUGGACACUGCAUCUACAUUCGGUGGAACCCUCAAAGUUGAGUUUCCCUUGAUCAUUGGAACCAUCCCAAUUCGUCAGUUGGCUCCAACAGGAGCAGCCUCUGCACCUGCUGUAAUGCCAACAGUAUCACCAACAGCACCACCAUACCCAGUCAUUGGAGGAGGGGUUCCAGGUGCGUCAGUGUAUCCCACAGCUCCAUCAGCUCCACCAGCCUCACCAAUCGGACCUGGAGGUGUAGGAUUCGGAGCUCCUAUCGGGCCACCACCUAUGGCAUCUGCUCCACCUUCCUAUGAGGAAUCAAUGCAAGGUGUUACAAAGGUAGAAGAUUCCGAGCCUUUUGCUCCAAGAUAUCCAGUCUACAACAAUCUCCAAGAAACAAGUCCUCUUCCUCCAUAUACUCCCGGUGCUGCACCUCCAUUGCCAAGCAAAACUGGAUUCUAA
Molecule: messenger RNA, 1320 nt
Organism: Caenorhabditis briggsae
Lineage: Eukaryota; Metazoa; Nematoda; Chromadorea; Rhabditida; Rhabditidae
Gene: Cbr-arrd-7
Product: Protein CBR-ARRD-7
Exons: 6
Coding region: 1-1320 (439 amino acids)
Biological process (GO): protein transport
Cellular component (GO): cytoplasm
Source: RefSeq, a predicted model, not a curated record